Molecule: messenger RNA, 879 nt
Organism: Peniophora sp. CBMAI 1063
Lineage: Eukaryota; Fungi; Basidiomycota; Agaricomycetes; Russulales; Peniophoraceae
Source: the annotation of a GenBank genome assembly
AUGGCCAUAUCCAGCGUGAAGCUCAACGACGGCAACUCUAUCCCCUGGUUAGGCUUCGGUACCGGCACUGCUCUCUACGGCAAGGACUGCAAGGAUAUUAUCUCAUCCGCGAUCCAGAGCGGCUUCACGCAUCUUGAUGGCGCGCAAGUCUACCGCAAUGAGGAGUGGCUGGGCGAGGGUAUCGUCGCCUCGGGCAAGCCGCGUUCAGAGCUCUUUGUAACCACAAAAGUUCACAAGAUGACACCUGGCCAAACCGUCCGCGAGACGCUCGUAGAGUCACUGAAGAAGCUGAAGCUCGAUUAUGUCGACCUUUUCCUCAUUCACUCUCCUGUGAACCAUCCCGGGCAGCUCAAGGAGAAAUGGAAGGAAGUCGAAGCUCUCAAGAGGGAGGGCCUCACCAGGAGCAUCGGUGUCUCGAAUUUCAGGGUCAAAGACCUGGAGGAAAUCAUGCAGGGCGCGGAGUUCGUCCCCGCCGUCAAUCAAAUCGAAUUCCACGCACAUCUGCUCAAGGACUCAACCGCGUUGCUCGACUUCCACGCGAAGCAUGGGAUCGUCGCGCAGUCCUACGGAGGUCUCUCCCCACUAUUCCGGGCCAAGGGUAGCGCGGUCGACCGUGUGGUAGAAGAUAUCGCGAAGGGAUGGUCUAAGGAUGCAGGAAAGACGUUCAAUGCUGGGCAUGUUAUGUUGAAGUGGUUGCAGCAGAAGGGAAUCGUUGCAAUUACAACGUCGACGAAGGUUGAGCGCAUCAAGGACUAUCUCGCCGUAACCGAUGCGCCCGAGCUCGCGAGCGAGGAGAUCAAGGCGAUAGAUGAUGCGGGCUCGAAGGAGACGCAUCGGCACUUCACGACAUUCUGGCCGUCGGACGACGCGGUACUGUGA